UUUGCCACGCAUUAUCUCCCUUGAAUGACGUCAUAACAUGGCUGAUAUAAUGAAAAUUGUUACAAAAUAAUGUGAAAAAUAAACAAAUUCUACGCCUAUACUGAACAUAUUGUAACUGUUUCAUUAUUAAAAGGAAGAAAAUAAUUUGUCAAAAUGGCAAGCUAUGAGAGAGGAGGCUUUGAUCAAAGUACUUCAUAUCAGGGAAGCAGUGCAAGUAAUGAUCCCAACACAUUGAUGCAGAGGAUAGGCGGCAAUGUACAGAAAAUAUCACAGAAUGUGUCCCAGUUGGAGAGGCUGGUGAGGCAGAUUGGUACUCCUCAAGACUCGGAGGAGGUCAGGGACAGAGUGCAUGAGAUCACCCACUCGACAAACCAGCUUGCAAAGGACACCAACAAGGACAUGCAGACACUGGCGCACCUUCCCCCACAGUAUAGCCAACAACAGCGUCAAAUUAAGCUACAAAAGGAGCGUCUUACCGAACAGUUUAGCGAUGUCCUCAAGAAUUUCCAGACUGUACAAAGAACAGCUGCGGAGAAAGAACGGGCCAGCAUUUCUCGUGCUAGGGCCGCCAGCAGUAAUAGCUAUGUGAGCAAGAAAGGGCCAUUGAUUGACUUCGGGUCUGGGUUUGGAGAAGAUACUACUGAAAACCAGUUUACCGAGCCCGGUUACUCGAAGACGGCCCAGGUACUGCAGAUGGAGAAUGAUGUUGACAUAGGGGCCAUUCGAGAACGUGAGGGUGCUAUCAAACAACUUGAGAGUGAUAUUAUGGAUGUGAAUCAGAUUUUUAAAGACUUGGGCAUGCUGGUACAUGAACAAGGAGAGGCUCUUGACAGCAUAGAGGCCAAUGUAGAACAUGCCACCAUCCAUGUAGAAGAGGGCACAAAACAGCUGGGCAAGGCUCGGGACUAUCAGUCGAAGGCACGAAGAAAGAAAUGUUGUUUGAUUAUUGUGUUGUUAGUGGUUUUAGCAGUUGUAGGAAUUAUAAUUGGCGUAACUGUUGGAAACAAAAACUAGUGCUCAGUCCCGCACCCGGAAGAAGCGCUGCAUCCUGUUCGUGUUCCUGUCAGUCAUACUUCUCAUCAUCAUCCUGAUCAUCUACCUGGCGACCAAGUGACUACCACACCAUGGCAACCAGCCGGGCCCUGCCCACGGGCGCAAGGUCGUCGUGCCCCCGGGGAUAAGAUUACCCCACCCACAACAUUGAAUUCUAUAUACUUAUGUCCAAAAGUUAAAUAUACACUAAACCACGUAACUAUACUACUGGUAAUUUACUUGUGACAAAAAAACUGUGUCUCUGCUUAAGUUUUGUUACAUUGUAUUUUCUUUUAUUUGGUCAAGAAAAAAAUCAGCUCGAGUUUCUCAGAAACAUUUUUAAAAACUAGUAAGCAUGUUAUUGUAUUUUACUUAAAAUUUUCCAUUUUUUAUCAUUUUUUCAACAAAAAUCAUUUCUGAACAUCCAAUUUAAACUAAAUAAAAUCUUUAUAUAUAUUAAUCGACAUAAUAUUAUACCAGUUUCAGACAUUACAUUCAAUUAUUAAGAAUACCAUAGUCUUAUAAUUAUAUUUUCAUAAAAGUACUGUAAAAAUUAUUCUCGAGUUCAAAAUUUAAUGGGAAAGUGCCUGAGAAACUAGACAUUGGUUUUAUUUGGCCUAAACUAAAACAGUAAGUAUGAAAAAGUCAAUGAUUUUUGGUUAAAACAUGUUCUGGAUAGAUUUUGAUGAAACUCUUUUUUGCAUAUUUUGUAUAUGGUGUAAGCAUUCCACAAUAUUGAUCUUGUUCUGGUAUUGCAUUUUAUAACUGUUUAUUCUGUCUAUGGAAUUUGUUAAAUCAUUUUCUGAAGAGCAGAAGAGAACUUUUCUUGGUAGUUAAACUUUUUUUCUGUAUUGUCAGACAGACUUGUAUAUAUUAUUUCAUUAAUGUUUCAGAAUUGUCAAAAUAAUUAAUGGAAGGUUGUGUCCCUUUAAAGCGCUUGAAAUGCAUGUAGUUUUGACUGUGCUAAUGUCACACGGCACCAAAAGCUGAUACCCAAUUCUUAAACAGCCUACUUCGUGAUGAGAGUGGUCUAGUGGCCUAGGUGUCCACCCUUCACACCAGAGCUUGAAAUGAAUAAAGUUUAUACUGUGCAAAAAUCAAUAGACACACAAUAGCUCAAAACUUCUUAAACCAAACAGGCUAACCUUAAAUUAAAUUUUGAUAUAUGCAAAGUGGUUUAUUACUGUUUUCUUAGAGAGAAUUUUUAUUUUAAGUACACAAACUCUUAAAGAAGUAAAUCUUAGGCGAAUUAUAGAUAAAAAAUCAAAGUGAGCUUAGUUUAAUCCUAAUUGACUUAAGAAAUUUUGAGAAAUUUCAAGGUUCUUAAACAAUUGACAUGGUGGUGAGAGUGGUGUAGUGGUAUAGGUGUCCACCUCUCACCCAAGAGGUCGUUAGUUCGAUCCUUACCCAGGGAACCAUUAUUUACCCUCUCGAAAAAGACACAAUACUGGUUUCUAUCCCAGAAACAGACUGAAACAGUUGUUCAUAUUAGCUUUCAUCUGUCUGUACAAUCAAGCUUAAAUGAAUCAGUAUAAACCAAACCUAUGGACUAAUAUUAUUUUUAUGCAUCGAAGAUGUACAUGAUCUUUCUGUUGGCAAAAGAGAGCUUCAAUCUCAUUUGUUGUUUUAUUUUCAUUGGACCUACUCUGUCAUAGAUUACAUACCCCAACAUUAUACCCAUAGAUGUUUAAUUGGCCAUGUUAUUGUUCAUUGACUUGUGGUUGUGAAGAAACCUUGUAAACUCUCUGUUCUUACCUUUUUUCUGAUGUCUAAUGUCCCUUGCAUACUGUAUGAAAGAUGAGUCAGUUGCAUUUAAAGUUUCAAAGUAUAGGUAAUGAAUAUUGAUUAAUUUUAUUUAUUAAUUUGAAGUUAAAGAUAUCUGAUGUACAUAAUAAACUCUUGGCAGUUUAUUGUGGCAUUAGUAAAUACCGGUAGAUAAAAAAGUCUGGUUGCCCCAUAUAAAUUUGCUUUAGUUUGAUGAGGGUUCGGAAAUUUUUUCAUUCUUAAAUUUAACUGAAAUUGUGCAAGGAUUAUUUUCAAUUUUGAAAGCCAAAAAUGCUAGUUUGUAAUUGUAGUAUCAGUCAAUUUUUUACAUAUUUUUUCCCACUUAUAAAACCCUGUCAAAUGACGCCAAAAAAUAUUGGUCACAAAGUCCAUGUGAUGGUGUAUCUGAUACUUUAAAAAGGCUAUAAAUAAGUUAAACCAACUUAUAUUUUGCUUAUCACUUUGACAAGUGUGAUUCACAAGCUUUCCAUACUGACAACUAAUUAUCAUCUGACAUGAGCUUUUCUCUUUUGUACAUAAAAGAUGCUUUUCAAUUGUAGACAUUUGUAUUGUAUAUCAUUUUUAGCUUGCCUGAAAUAAGAUGAUAUAUUGUCAAAGCCCUUCUGUUGUUGGUCAUGUGUUUUCGACAGAGUUCAGCAAAUACUCAAAAUUUUGGUAUUAUAAAAAAAUUGAGACUUGGUUCACAUGUUAAAGGGACUAGACACCAGAUGGUCCAAAAAUCAGCAAAUACAGUGUUUCCUCAAAACAAGCUUAGAAUUGUCAAUGCGAGCUAGAAGGAGGCUGAUAAUACAUCAUAUUGCUGUCUCAUCUGUGUUUCCCUGUUUAAGAAUACUUAUUAUGGUUUCCCAGUUUAAAUCAUAUAUGUUUAUGAGUACAGAUAAAUAUACCGAUUUUAUUUUUAAACUUACUUGGAUUUACGUGGUAGACAACCCCGGUAAAUUUUAAAUUAAAAAAAUGGGCAAAAACUGCGAAAGAUGCAUUUGUGGUAAGCAAAGUUAUACAUCAGUAAGAUUUAAUGCCUUGUUCACAAGGCUGUCAAAUUUAUGUAAGUUUUGACAAUUUUCUUUUUUUCUUGCAAUUGUAUCAUCUGGUGUCUGGCCCCUUUAACAAUAAAAAUGGGGAUAUGAUUAGUUGGCCUCAUCCCUCUGGUUGAGUUAUGUCCCUUACUAACAGAUGAGUGUCGCCAUCCACUUGUAGGGGCACAUGUGGACUAUAAUGUAGUUAUAUGAGUGCAAUCCUUUAUAAAGAGAUAAUAUUUUUAUGUUCAUGCAUGUUGCAGACAACACACAUUAUUUAUGGUUAUGUUUUAUAUGGACGGUUUAUGUAGGAGUAUACUUGUGUAUAGUUGUGAAGGUUGUUUUCAGAUUAUUAUUUUGAUCAACCAUGUUUGCUAACUGACACCAUUGUAGUAAGGAUUAAUGUUCGGUUUUUAUGUUUUACUUAAGUUACAAAGAACGGCAUUUCAGUUGAAAUCAUUAUGUGUUGUGCUUUAUGUACAGGAGGCUUAUUAAUUUAAUUGGAAAUUAGAUAAUAAGAGACACUCUUUGUAUGUGAAAUACUUGCUAUGCUAUAAAGUUCUUAAGUGACAUUGAAUUUGUCCUACCAUUCCAUAACUUGAUGCAAUAGAUUAGACCUUCGGGGCAUGGCUAUGGUUUGAUUAUUUAAUGUAUGCACAUAGGUGUAUGUUAAAGUAUACAUGAAGCUUCUAAUAAUAAUGCGGUAUGUGAAUAUUUAAGACAGGGCUGGUAUUCAGAAAACAUCUUAAACCUUUUCCUAACUUAAGUCAUUUCAUAACUUGUGUCAUUUUCCUAAGUUAAAGUAUCUCGUUAGUCAUUUGUUAUAAUAACUUGAUAAUAUCUGAAAAACUUUAUUUUUAUUUAUUUUACUGAAUAUACAUACUUAAAAAAACACUUUCAGUUUUCUUUAAAUUUUAACUUUAAGAACACUUAAGUUAAGACAUCCAUUUAAGAUGUUUUAUGAAUAACGGCACUGAUAAUAACCAUUGGUGCAACACUCGAGACUUAUUCACAGUAACUGAAUAAAGUAAAAAAUUCUCCUGAUUUCAUAUGGAUCCAUGCAUAGCUACAGCCCCGACAGGUCGAAUAUAUUGCAUGUGUAUCAUUUUGUUACGACUAAAGAACCAUGAUGUACAUGUUAUUUAUUGUACUACGUAUUUGUUAAGACAUUAAAAUAAAACACGUGAUAUAACAUACAAAACGCUUCUUU
This is a messenger RNA of Mya arenaria, 5043 nucleotides long. Its product is annotated as syntaxin-7-like. Bases 154 to 1014 code for a protein of 286 amino acids. The transcript is spliced from 13 exons. Gene Ontology annotation, cellular component: synaptic vesicle; membrane; SNARE complex. The record is from RefSeq and is a predicted model, not a curated record. NCBI's taxonomy places the organism in Eukaryota, Metazoa, Mollusca, Bivalvia, Myida, Myidae. Gene Ontology annotation, biological process: intracellular protein transport; vesicle-mediated transport; vesicle fusion. Gene Ontology annotation, molecular function: SNARE binding; SNAP receptor activity.